Molecule: messenger RNA, 579 nt
Organism: Coffea eugenioides
Lineage: Eukaryota; Viridiplantae; Streptophyta; Magnoliopsida; Gentianales; Rubiaceae
Exons: 1
Coding region: 1-579 (192 amino acids)
Source: RefSeq, a predicted model, not a curated record
AUGGCACCGUAUGAAGCUCUUUAUGGAAGAAAGUGCCGAUCACCAAUAUACUGGGAUGAAAUAGAAGAAAGAAAGGUUUUAGACCCAACUGCAGUACCAUGGAUCGAGGAUGCGUAUGAGAAGGUGAAGGUGAUACAUCAGAGGCUUCAGACAGUGCAAAGUCGACAGAAGAGCUAUGCCGAUAAUGGACGAACGGAUUUGAAGUUUGAAGUUGGAGACAAAGUUUUUCUAAAGGUCACACCACUUCGAAGUCUCACGGCGGGAAAAGGAAAGAAGCUUCAACUGAGAUAUAUAGGACCUUUAGAAAUUCUUCAACGAGUAAGGAAUAUGGCUUACCGGUUGGAAUUACCAGCAAGUCCAUCCAGGAUCUAUGACGUGUUUCACGUUUCUAUGUUGAAGAAGUAUCAUCCAGACCCCACUCAUGUACUGAACCCAGAAGAAAUUGACAUUGAUGAAUCGCUGACUUACGAAGAAAGGCCGGUACAGAUCUUAGAUCGAAAAGUAAAGGAAUUAAGGACUAAACAAAUACCCUUGGUAAAGGUUUUGUGGAGAAAUCAUGAGGUAGAGGAAGCUACUUAG